CAGCUUUGAAAUUCGGGAGAAGCCAGACCUGUUGGUGUGUCAGAGCCUUUACGCUGCAGCUGAUCCUCCAGCUUCCUCCUGUAGGGUUUUUUUCCCUCUCUGAUCUUCCCUCUCAGUUUCCUCUGUAUCAUCUUGAGUUUCUCUUUAUUUCCUGACUCAAAGACCCUCCUUUUUUCCUUAAGAGUUUUUAUGUCAGGCGUAAUCCAGGGUUUAUUUUUGGGAAAACACUGUACAGUCCUGGUCAGUACGACAUUUUCCACACAGAAAUUGAUGUAGUCCGUUAUACAAUGUGUGAGACUGUCAAUGUUGUGGAUGUGGGUGUGAAUUUCUUUGAUAUUUUUAUUAGAAAACUAAUGUGCAGACAGCCACAUCUGCUGCUGCACCUGGCCCAGCUCUGUCAACUGCUGCUGACUCUGCUGCUACACCUGGUGCUGUACCCUCUGCUAGUUAAGUGCGACCCAAAUUAACCCCUGAAAUGGUACUCAGCACUACUAUUUAAUGAAAAACAUAAACAGAAUCAAAGCCUGCAAACGGUAGCUUUCACAAUGAUAAAGUUCCAAACACUUUAAUUACAUGUAUAUUGCUUUGACCUGUACAACUCUGUGAUCAUUUAACUUGUGACAUUUCAUCCUCCCGGAGGAUGAAAUGUCACAAGUUAAAUGAUCACAGAGUCCCCCAGUUAUUCAAACCACGGUUUGGUGGCUGAAGCCCAACCUCAGUGUGGCCAGGAAAACUUCUCAGGUAUGAUUCCACAUAUUGGUUAAUGAAUGUGGUAGCCAUUUUCUAAUGUUGUAUAACCCAUGUAUAAUAAUGCAUUUUAUUAGUUUGCACUCUCUUCUUCUUAAAUAAACUGAAUUGAAAUGACUUUGUGUUAAACUUGAAACAUUAAAAAUGGAUCUUUUUGGCAGAAUAGUUGGUAUGGUACUGUACAUGCAAUUUCUCUUUUCGUCCAGGUCGUUUCCAGCACUGCCACCACAUCAUCUGGCAGUUUGAUUGAUGCCUCUGCAACAAGAACCACUAACAUGGGGGAGGAGCAGGAAGAUGAAGGCUUUGAGGACCAGGAUCUAGACCCAACAGUCAGACAGCCUGAUAACAUCAGCAUCUGUUCCAGGCCAGUCUGUUGCUUCAUCCACCCAGCCUGCUACUGCUGCCUCUGUGUCCACCCAGCCUGCAGCCGUCUCCGUGCCUGAAGGACAACUGGCUGUGGAUGAGCACAACCUGCCAGGAAUGGAUCUUGUGGACAGCCUAGCAGAGUAUCUGGUGGCUCUGAAGAACCAUACUGGUUUGACCUUGAGCAACCAACAGGUCAGCACCAUCACUGACCUCUGGCAGAGCCUGCUGCCAUAUGACCAGAUACGGGUGGUGUUCACUGCCAGGCACCAAGACAGGCUCAUAGCAGGAAAGUUCAGAGGCAGAGUUUACUCCUGAUGUGGAGAGCUUGAAGCGAUGUGUGCUGGGAUCCACUGCCCCCAGUGGCCAGACUGCUGCCGCUUGGUGGAAGCCAUUUGUAUUAGACUCUGCGGUUUACACAAGAAUCCAAAAAAGAAAGUAAAUGGUAAAGAACAGGACUACAUUACAAAAUGGACUUGUGUCCUGCAGGAUAACCGCAAAAUCCGGCAGCUAAUUCUGGGUAAUGGAGCCAGCAUGCAGAGCAUUACACUGCAGCUGGUUGAGAUCAAUCAAACAACCCUGAUGCAGUGGCAUAAUAAACGGGUGAAGCGCCAGGAUGUUACACUGAUCCUGCAGGGAAUAAAUCUACCUGGUCAUAUUGCUGUGGCCUCGGAGGCCCUUCCAACUGCCAACACCCGCGCUGCUGCUCCUCCUCAAACACACUGCACUGAACUUGUUUACAACCUGCCCCCAAGCACUGUGGGGUUGGCAAAGACAAAGUGGCGGGCAGUAGUUCCUGUCACCGCUGCCCCACAGGCUAUCAUGCCACAGCCAUCAGCACAGAAUCUACUUUUUCUACAGCCUCCUGCUUCUGGUCCUCUGUUUGUCUUCCCUCAAGCAACCUUUGUCUGUUCUCAAGCCCCAGGAACUUUCACUUUUUUUGCUGUUCCAACACCUGCAUACCGUGCCCCCCAUACACCUGUUGCCCCUCUUGCUCCAUCAGCACCUCCACCUGCCAGUGGUCGCCCUGCCUCUAAGGCAAGGUUUAAUAAGAGGAAGGUGGAGUACAACACUUGCAGGAAAUGUGGACAACUUAGGACCGCAGAGACUGGGCACAGCCAAUAUCAAGGCACUAUCUACUAGAUAAAAAAAUCUAAAAUGUAAAUGUAUAAUGUAAAUAGUUAGUUAGAUUUUCCUAUGCUGUUAUGUAUUGUGCUUUACAUUGUAUAUGUGUUUUACACUUUAAGUUUUACACUUUGUACAGAAUGUGUUAGUUUGUUGAUUCUCUUGUUUUCCUACCUGGUGUCAAAACAAACCUUUGUAUAGUUAGUCAUUUCUUGUGCUAAACAAUAUUAUUCAUUACCUCAAGACAUAUGGUUUUGUUCAGAUCAAUAAUGUAAUAAAGUUGACAUGUUUAUAUUAA
This is a messenger RNA of Perca fluviatilis (European perch), 2533 nucleotides long. RefSeq lists its product as uncharacterized. The transcript is spliced from 2 exons. Bases 1447 to 2253 code for a protein of 268 amino acids. NCBI's taxonomy places the organism in Eukaryota, Metazoa, Chordata, Actinopteri, Perciformes, Percidae. The record is from RefSeq and is a predicted model, not a curated record.